UGGAGGGCCGGGGGCGGGACGACCGUGAGUCGCUCACGGGCCGGAUUGCAUUAUCCGCUCGCUUCCGCCGUGCCUGCCCUGCUCCACCGGCCAUUCUUUUUUUGUCCUCCGGCCGGGCGAGCUGCUCCUCCUCUUGCUCGCUCUGUCUUGUCUCGGUCGCCUACGUGCUUGCUGCCCUCCGCUCUCCGGCGCCUCAGCCAGCCAGCCGGAUCAUCAUUGGCCUGCCGACUGCAAGUUCAGAACCAGUGAUUCAGCAGAUGGUUGUUCGCGGCCGUUGAUCGCGACAGCCUCGUCGUCGUAGUGAGUGGUCGGAGGAGCGGCGCCGGCAGCAUCCAUGGCGGGGUCGUCGAGGCAGGCGUCGGAGAAGGUGGACAAGUGGAUGGCGUUCCCGUCGGGCAGCGCCGCCGACGCCGGCGCCGGCGCCGCCACCAGCAGCUUCACCUUCCCGCUGCCGCUUUCCGUGUCGGGUGGGGGCUUGGAGAUCGUGGAGGAGGCGUCGUCCUCCCCGGUCCCCGGCAACAGCAACCGGCUGCCGUCGUUCCAGCGCGCCGGGCGCGACAGCGGCGUGGGCAGCACCAAGUCGUCCCUCGACGGCGCGCGCGCGUCGGGGGACUCGUCGUCGGUGCCGCGGGUGUCGCAGGAUCUCAAGGACGCGCUCUCCAGCCUGCAGCAGACCUUCGUCGUCUCCGACGCGACGCGCCCGGACAUCCCCAUCAUCUACGCCAGCGCCGGGUUCUACACCAUGACCGGCUACUCCGCCAAGGAGGUCAUCGGCCGCAACUGCCGCUUCCUGCAGGGCCCCGACACCGACAUGGACGAGGUCGCCAAGAUCCGCGACGCCGUCAAGGCCGGCCGGAGCUUCUGCGGGCGGCUCCUCAACUACCGCAAGGACGGCACGCCCUUCUGGAACCUGCUCACCGUCACCCCCAUCCGCGACAACAACGGCAAGGUCAUCAAGUUCAUCGGGAUGCAAGUGGAGGUGAGCAAGUACACGGAGGGGCUCAGUGACAAGCGAAUGCGCCCGAACGAGCUGCCUGUCUCGCUAAUCCACUACGACGACCGGCAGAAGGAGACGGCGAUGUCGUCGAUAACGGAGGUGGUGCAGAAGGUGAAGGACCCGCGCGCGCGCUCCCAGGAGGAGGAGCCCAUGGAGCCCCCGCCGGCCCCGGCGUCGCCGCUGGUCGGCCCCGGCGCCAGCCUCAAGUCCCCGCUCUGGGAUCUCAAGAAGGAGGACUCCAAGCUCAGCAGGAAGAUGAGCGGCCGCAUCUCCCUCAUGGGGUUCAAGAUGGGGAAGAGGAGCUCGGUGGGAAGCAAGGAGGCGCUGGCAGCGGUGGAGGCGCCGGCGCCGCCGCCGCCGCCGCCGCCGCCAGAGGAGGAGGAGAAGGAGCGCAAGCACAGCUGGGAGCAAGAGGGGAGGGAGAGGGACAUCAGGCAGGGGAUCGACCUGGCCACCACGCUGGAGCGUAUCGAGAAGAACUUCGUCAUCACCGACCCCAGGCUCCCGGACAACCCCAUCAUCUUCGCGUCGGACAGCUUCCUGGAGCUGACGGAGUACACGCGGGAGGAGAUCCUCGGAAGGAACUGCAGAUUUCUUCAAGGGCCGGAGACCGACAUGUCCACAGUCGACAAGAUCCGGGAGGCCAUCCGAGAGCAGAAGGAGAUAACGGUCCAGCUAAUCAACUACACCAAGAGCGGGAAGAAAUUCUGGAACUUGUUCCACCUGCAGCCGAUGCGGGACCAGAAGGGGGAGCUUCAAUACUUCAUCGGUGUUCAGCUUGAUGGAAGCGACCAUGUCGAACCCCUUAGGAAUCGUCUCUCUGAAAACACUGAGCUACAAAGCACUAAAUUGGUCAAAGCUACAGCGGAGAAUGUGGAUGAAGCAGUUAGAGAGCUUCCUGAUCCCAACGUGAGACCAGAGGACCUGUGGGCAACUUACUCUAAACCUGUUUCUCCAAAACCUCACAAACGAUACAACUCUUCUUGGAUAGCGAUACAAAAGAUUACAAAAUCUGGGGAGAAGAUUGGCUUAAAGCACUUCAAGCCUGUAAAACCUUUGGGUUGUGGUGACACUGGCAGUGUACACCUGGUGGAGUUGCUAGGCAGUGGUGAAUUAUUUGCAAUGAAGGCAAUGGACAAAUCAGUGAUGUUGAACCGCAACAAGGUUCAUCGAGUUUGUAUCGAAAGAGAAAUAUACUCACUGUUGGAUCAUCCGUUUCUCCCAACAUUAUAUACUUCAUUCCAGACACCAACACAUGUUUGUCUCAUAACAGACUUUUGUCCUGGAGGAGAAUUAUUUGCACUGCUUGAUAGGCAACCCAUGAAACUCUUCCGAGAAGAAUCUGCAAGGUUUUAUGCUGCGGAGGUUGUAAUUGGUCUCGAGUAUCUCCAUUCCCUUGGAAUUAUAUACCGUGAUCUAAAACCAGAAAAUAUUUUACUCCAAGAGGAUGGACACAUUGUUCUGACUGAUUUUGACCUCUCAUUUUUGACUUCUUCAAAACCCCAUGUAAUAAAGCAUUCAACAUCAAGACGAAGAAGAUCUAAAGAAUUUCUGCCCCCAAGUUUUGUUUCAGAUCCUGCCACUCCAUCAAAUUCUUUUGUUGGAACUGAAGAGUACAUAGCUCCAGAGGUCAUCACAGGUGCACCACAUUCAAGUGCCAUUGAUUGGUGGGCUCUUGGAAUUCUCUUGUACGAGAUGUUGUAUGGGCGUACACCUUUUCGAGGAAAGAACAGGAAAAAGACAUUUCAUAACAUCCUCCACAAGGACCUUACAUUUCCUAGUAGCAUUCCGGUUAGUCUUGCGGCAAAGCAAUUAAUCCAUGGAUUACUUCAAAGAGAUCCCUCUUCUCGACUUGGCUCAAGUGCUGGUGCAAACGAUAUCAAGCAACAUCCCUUUUUUGAAGAAAUAUACUGGCCGCUUAUUCGCUGCAUGGAGCCCCCAGCGCUUGAUGUUCCGCUGAAACUAACUCGGAAGGAACCUGAACUUAAAGUGAAGCCCGAGGGAGAUUCUCUUACUCCCAGUAUUGAGACAUUUUAAGGUUGUAUGACCCGCUCCUGGAAGGAACGUUAUUGAGCAUGUAUAGUAAUAAGAGGCUUCAUGAGCUGGUAGAAGGAAUUAUAUAUCAUCUUCUGGGUUGCAUUAGAGAUCUUGUACAUGAGUGAUUCUUUUGGUUAGAUUAAGUGCAUAAUGUACCACAUAAAUAGGAUUACCUCCUUGUAGAAGUCCCCACCCUUCCUACAGAUGGUUUCAAUAAAAUGUAGCAUGUAGUAUUGAUGGUAUACAUUAGUACCAUCAUUUGAGAUGGAGUUUUCAUCUACUAGCCGAGGUGCCUGUGCAUUGCUACGAAUCUAAGUCAGUUUCUGAAUA
Messenger RNA from Setaria italica (foxtail millet), 3364 nucleotides. RefSeq names its product phototropin-2. The record is from RefSeq and is a predicted model, not a curated record. Gene Ontology annotation, biological process: protein phosphorylation. Gene Ontology annotation, molecular function: ATP binding; protein serine/threonine kinase activity. The transcript has 23 exons. Bases 335 to 3034 code for a protein of 899 amino acids. Gene Ontology annotation, cellular component: cytoplasm; plasma membrane; nucleus. NCBI's taxonomy places the organism in Eukaryota, Viridiplantae, Streptophyta, Magnoliopsida, Poales, Poaceae.